AUGCAGGAGCUGUACAAAGAGGCCAGGCUAAUGCGGCAAUAUCAACACAUAAACGUAGUGGGAUUCUUUGGAAUGGUUAUGGAAAAUGACAAUGUGAUGAUUGUAAUGGAAAUGGUAAAUGGAGGCGGCCUUGAUCAUUACCUGAAGAAGAAUACUGUCAGUAUUCCCGACAAGUGUUCCUACGCGUUCGACGUUGCCCUCGGUCUCUAUUACCUACAUAGCAAACGAUGCAUGCACAGGGAUUUGGCAUGUCGAAAUUGUCUAAUUGAUACACAGAAGAAUAUCGUGAAAAUAUCGGAUUUUGGACUUUCCAAGCAGGCUGAUUCCUACAAGAUUCUACCGACGGAAAAAAUUCCUACAAAGUGGCAAGCUCCAGAAGUCGUUGCGACGCAUAUCUACACACGUGAAUGUGAUGUUUAUUCGUACGGGAUACUCGUCUGGGAGAUAUUCAACGACGCUAAAAUGCCAUUCGAGGAAUAUGAUAACAAAACAGUUCGCCAACGACUGUCUGAUCCAAAGUUCCGACCUCCUCUCUCCGAGGAUCUGCCGGACGAAAUUCGCGUGGUAGUUACUGCAUGCUGGUCAGCGAUGCCAGAUAGCCGGCCAGUGAUGAAGGAUGUAGCCUGGAUUCUGAAGGGAUUUCAAAAACAUAAGUAA
Cooperia oncophora is the source of this 657-nucleotide messenger RNA. Lineage: Eukaryota; Metazoa; Nematoda; Chromadorea; Rhabditida; Trichostrongylidae. The record is from the annotation of a GenBank genome assembly.